AUGAUAAAUGCCUGGUUCGAAAGGGAGGGAUGCGUGAAGGUUAUAAAGGAGUCACUUGGAAAGCAAAUGUGCACAGGGAUUUCUCUGCCUUUAAAAUUGAAGAAAGUAAAAGAAGCACUUAAAACAUGGAAUGCGGCUGAAGAUGACUUGAACUCGAGAGUGAAGGUACUGGAAAAGCGUAUUAACGAAAUUGUAGGCUUAGGUGACUUGGGGGAUUUAGAUUCCAAUAUUCACGAAGAACUGAUCUGGUGUAAGCUUCACUUACGGGACAGCCUAAAAGCUCAAGAAAAUUUAUGGAAACAAAAAUCGAGAAUCAAUUGGCUAAAGCAUGAAGACUUGAAUACAAAAUUCUUCCAUAGAGCGGUGAAGAUAAGAUCGAGAAGAAAUAAAAUUUAUGGACAGAACCUGGGUCUGGGAAGAGAAGCGAGCCCAAAGAGGAUGAAGCAACUCAUUUGGGAGGACACCUCCCUCAACAUGGAAUUCAAAAGGCUAGAACAAAUGGACACAGAAAUGUUGGAAUUGCAAUUCACAAUGGAGGAAAUAAAAGAGGCGGUGUGGCGUUGUGGGGAUUCUAAGGCACCAGGCCCGGAUGGCUUCAAAGGUAUGUUUUUUAAGAAAUGCUGGGAUAUGGUGGAGGAGGAUUUAUUGGAGAUCUUGGAAAACUUCAAUACUUCGGGCAAGUUGCCUCAAAACAUCAACUCAUCGUUUAUUGCCCUUAUCUCAAAAACAACAACGCCUGCGAACAUCUCAGAGUACAUGCCCACAAGCUUGAUCAGUUGA
Molecule: messenger RNA, 780 nt
Organism: Hibiscus syriacus
Lineage: Eukaryota; Viridiplantae; Streptophyta; Magnoliopsida; Malvales; Malvaceae
Exons: 1
Coding region: 1-780 (259 amino acids)
Source: RefSeq, a predicted model, not a curated record